This is a messenger RNA of Phytophthora sojae, 327 nucleotides long. RefSeq lists its product as hypothetical. The record is from RefSeq and is a predicted model, not a curated record. The annotation marks the transcript as partial. The transcript has a single exon. Lineage: Eukaryota; Oomycota; Peronosporomycetes; Peronosporales; Peronosporaceae.
GUGGGCAGACCGCGCCUCGGAGGCAAGGGGCGCCACCACAUGAAGCACCUAAUUAAGGGUAUUUCGAUGGAGAAGAAGCUGACAGUUCUCGCGUUCUGGGCAUCUGCCCCUCUACCCAAGAUGCGCAGUACUAUUGCGCACUUCUGGCCAGAACUAGCGCCGGAACGCUACAAUUCCAAGCGCACCAAGAUCCAGCGCUGGCGAAGGGAUUCAGCCAAGCUCGAGGCAGCUCUAAAAGGGCGUAAAGGUAGCCAUCUAAAGGUGCGAAGCGUUGGGGUAGGGACCAUUCUCUCUGAAUCUGUUGAGCUAGAGAUCGUAGCAUGGAUU